AUGAGAACUCCCAAGCCUUGGACACCAGAGGAGGAUGAGAUACUUAGAAAUGAAGUGGCGCGCGAAGACCCAACACAGAUCAACUGGCUCCAAGUAGCAACCAGAUUAUCCGCACGUAACAACAAAGAUUGCCGGAAACGAUGGGUUUAUACCUUGGCCCCUACAGUGAAAAAGGGGGCUUGGGAUGAACAAGAAGACAACGCUUUGCGUGAAGGUACCCGAAUAUACGGUACGAAAUGGUCAGAGGUGGCACGUGUUGUUGGCACAAGACAGCCAGAUCAGUGCUCUCGGAGAUGGCAUGAAGCCAUCAAGCCGAAUAUCAGCCGUCAGAGAUGGUCACUAUACGAGGACGACAUGCUGCCGAAAGCAGUAAAAGCUCAUGGUAGAAAAUGGAUUGAAAUCGUUGAGAGAUAUUUUCCAGAUAGAACUCCUAUAGCGACACGAGGCAGAUACAACCAGUUGGUACGACGAACCGAAGAAGAAGAUCAGAGCUGUUCUUCAGGUCUGGCAUAA
Messenger RNA from Glarea lozoyensis ATCC 20868, 513 nucleotides. RefSeq names its product Homeo. Gene Ontology annotation, molecular function: RNA polymerase II cis-regulatory region sequence-specific DNA binding; DNA-binding transcription factor activity, RNA polymerase II-specific. The record is from RefSeq and is a predicted model, not a curated record. NCBI's taxonomy places the organism in Eukaryota, Fungi, Ascomycota, Leotiomycetes, Helotiales, Helotiaceae. Gene Ontology annotation, biological process: regulation of DNA-templated transcription. Gene Ontology annotation, cellular component: nucleus. The transcript has 4 exons. The coding region runs from base 1 to 513 and encodes 170 amino acids.